Messenger RNA from Rosa rugosa (rugosa rose), 1137 nucleotides. Its product is annotated as protein FAR1-RELATED SEQUENCE 5-like. The transcript is spliced from 4 exons. Bases 1 to 1137 code for a protein of 378 amino acids. Gene Ontology annotation, molecular function: zinc ion binding. Lineage: Eukaryota; Viridiplantae; Streptophyta; Magnoliopsida; Rosales; Rosaceae. Gene Ontology annotation, biological process: regulation of DNA-templated transcription. The record is from RefSeq and is a predicted model, not a curated record.
AUGCUCGAGAAGCACAAUUUGAAGGAGGAUAAAUGGUUAAAGAAUUUGUUUGAUGUGAGAGAAAAAUGGGCAUUGGUAUACGGGCGACAUACUUUUACUGCAGAUAUGAUGAGUACACAACGUAGUGAGAGUAUGAAUAAUAUUUUGAAAAAAUACUUGAAGCCUAGUUAUGACCUGUUGUGCUUCUUUGAACACUAUGAGAGAGUUUUGGCUGAUCGAAGAUAUGAAGAAUUAAUUGCUGACUUUAAGAUGAUGCAAACUUCUCCUGUGUUAUCUGCUAACGUAGAGAUGUUGCAACAUGCAGAGGAGGUGUAUACCCCAGAAGCUUUUAUACUCUUCCAGCAACAAUACACAAGUAUUGGUGAUUAUGUUGCUAAUAAAGUUAGCAAGUCUGAGAUGCAAUAUGAAUACAAAGUAUCUUAUCGUGGUGUUGCUCGAGAGCAUUUGGUAAAAUUUGAUGCUUCAAUGCAAACAAUAACUUGUAGUUGCAUGAAGUUUAAUUUUGUUGGGAUUUUAUGCCGUCAUGCAAUGAAAGUGUUGGAUAGGAAGAAUGUGAGAAGAAUCCCUCCUACUUGCAUAUUAAAUCGAUGGAGUAAAGAAGCUAAGGCAAGGAGCAUCACUAGUUAUCAUGGACCAAAGACUAAUGAAAAUCUGAAGCAGUCGAUUGGAAAGCGAUACAGCCAUUUGUGUCGUAAUUAUCGUGAGAUUGCAUCCUUUGCCUCAGAACAUGAGGAACUAACAAGGUAUGCAAAUGAAUAUGCCAUUGAGUUGCUUAAAAAUUUGGAAGAAAAGAAGAAGAAACUGUUGAAAGAAGAUGCAUGGGUGAUUCAAACAUCAGAUGUUGGAGCUUUAGAAGGUGAAGUAUCAAAUGCACGUGGAGUUAAAAGAAAAGCUACUGACUUUAUUCCUACUAGUGACAAUUGCGAGCAACAAGAAGUCAAUGAAUAUGAAGUUCUAAUGCUUGAUUCAGCAACUCAAGAGUCCAAUCUUAGUGCUGGUACCCAAGUAUCAGUUUAUGGCACAGGUCUAACUUUGCAGAACGACUUUUCUUUCACUCAAAUGCUCCAGGAAAUUUCAAUGAAUCAUAUUUGCUCUUCACAAAGCAAUGAAGGAGGCAAAGAGCAGUCUGGAAGUUGA